Molecule: messenger RNA, 5619 nt
Organism: Porites evermanni
Lineage: Eukaryota; Metazoa; Cnidaria; Anthozoa; Scleractinia; Poritidae
Source: the annotation of a GenBank genome assembly
UUUCCUUUCCAAGCCAAUUUAAUUAACUUGUGGUUUCAACUGCCGAGCAGAGCAGAUGAAGAAAGUGAAUGUGACAUAGAUCCGUGCCAAGUUAACAUCAUGAACCUCGUGACAGAGGAAUCCAAUGUGGGUAAUACCACUCAAGCUAUUCUUAAUGGCUUUCUGCCUCGAGACGAAGAUCACGUUCUGCUUUACCACGCUACGGAUCACUUCAGCGCGGUCGACAUAUUGCUUCGAGGAAUAGAUUUGUGCGCGGGACGGCAAAAGCGCGAUUUCAGCUGUGGAUCAGGCUUUUAUUUAACAAACAGUUUGGAUAGUGCGUUAGGCUGGGCCAAAAGCACCACUGCCAAUGCAGCCAUUCUUGUUUUCCAAGUAAAUCACCAAAUUCUAAACGCUGCCAGCAGAGAAAAUUUGGACAAUAAUGAGGAAAGAUGGAGUGAAAUCGUGUCGUCAUUUCGAUCGGGUCGACGAACGGCAAAAAUGCGGAAGAGUUUGAGUACAUUUGACUUGAUCGAAGGUCCUGUGGCUACAUUAACAGCCGGUGAAUCCUCUGAAGAGGACAUAUUUGAGGCAAAAGCCUCGUCCUAUCAGAUAUGCCUUAUAUCGGAAGACUUUGCAGAAAAUUUCCACCAAAAUCUUCAUUCUAUAAUAUUCUACUACUUUUCUUAACUGUAUGCCUAGGAACAUUAUGAUAAUUCAGUGAAGGCUUACAAAAGGAAAAUUAUAAUACUUUUCGUAGAGAGUGUUUGUUUUGAAAUUUUAAAAUUGGCUGAACUUGCUUGAAUAAGUUUUUGAAAACUUCAAUGUUAUAAAACCUUUAAACCUUAAGAGAAGAGAGCAUCAAAUGCUUUAUCAAUGUUUAAAAUUUAGUAUGAAGAACAGUAUCACAAUAAUAAAUUUAAUGUAUUCUUUAAACAUCUCGCCACCACUUCCAUGUUUAGGGGCACUAACAUAUAAUAAUUAGUUUUGAUAUUAGGGCUGAAUCUUGUCAUUAGAAGCUAAAUGCCUCUUUUCAAGUUUCAAAUGCGGAAUAUGCAAUAGCAGUUUUUUUUCUACGAAAAUGUUUUGUGUAAAAAUGAAAGUAGAAAUGCUUAGAUUUUAAAAGUUUAAACUUCCAGUGUAAAAAUGUGCAAAAUUAGACAGGAUUUGGUUAAUAAUGUGUCGCUCAUCAUUACCAGAAACUUUUCAUAAAGACUUCAAAAACUCAUUAAUAGUUCAUAAGGAAAAAACAAAACAAAUGAAUGUUUAGUGUCAUUGAGUCUGUUUACAUCUGAUUAAGACACAGGUAAACUUUACGUCCAAUUUUUUAGACCAAAAAAACCUUAAAUCUAAAUAUUGGUGAAAGAAUGGGUUGAUCUCUUUGAGAGAUUUUGAAGCCGUUCAAAAAACUCGCAGUCGUGUAUUAUCAGGUUUGAAAAUUCUCGGCAAACCUGAUAAUACUCUGCUGCUCGUUUUUAAACAGUACUUAGAAAUUUCGCUGGCAUGAGAUAAAAUCAAAUGUCAAGCCAAACUCCAAACCUUCGUUCUGUCAUUAUACAAUUCGCUUGCUGUAAUGCAUUGUAAGUUCAGUAAUAAAUGAAUUGAAUUACAUCUUACAUCAUAAAGUUGCUCGGUAGUUGUCGCUGACAUGUUCAGGUUCAACCCUUGGUGUCCCCACACUUUAAGUGCGUGUUAGCCCUUGUCAUGACACCUGUUCGGGGUACUGAGAAAGAGCCUUAUUUACCCUGUGAAUAUCGCUUAUUAAUAUAUCCUCGUAAUGUGAAAUGCCCCAUCCCGUGUCUCUCUUUCGUGAUAGUUAAGCUAAAAAGACAUCUGUGUUGGACGCUAUAAUCCCCAUGAAUACUUUAGUUUUUAGGGGGAGGAUGGUCACGCUUCGUGAAGUCAUACUGUUUUAAAGAAAAACAAGCCUACAGUGAAUUGUUUAGAAUGUAACAGCUCCGUUAUUAGGCUUGGCUAAAUCCGUGUAUUAUCUUUCAGUACAACUUAUCUUCUCUUUGGUUUCAGAGAAACAAAUUUAAAAACAACUAUUUUCUAUAAAGAAUUAUCCAAGUCCCUUUAAAAUUCCCUAUCAAUAACCGAGCCAUUUAGAAUGCGCAUUCCCUUAUGCAUUGUAUGCGUUAUCUGUACAAUCAUUUUCAAAAUCCACUGGGAAGGAAACUUUUUAAGAGUUUUGUAAGCCAAGAAAUCCACUACCUUGGCUGAACAGAGACAGGAAUCUGUGGUGCUGAUAUUUGAACAUCAAGUAAACGGAUGGAACAUCUACAAGAAAAACCAUAGAGAGGUCGAGGGAUGUGUUAAGAUUUCAAAAGAAAAACCUUGCUUUAAUAAAAUUGUAAUCAGUUUCUUACUAAGGGUACUAAUAAGUCAGUGACAUCAAAAUGAAGAAACAGAAGGGUAGAAAGUAACUGUUCCUAUUCCACUUGCAUUAUUAAAUGUUGAACUAUUCCACUUUCUGAUCUGAAAUCUCCUCUGGCACAUUUUUAGUUAGACUCACCUUCACCCGAUAUAUCAGUUACUUGUCGUAUUUGUCGGUAGUCAGAGAUAAUGUCAGUUCUUGUUACAACACAGUACAACAUUAAUAAUCCGCUCCUACAAAUGUUGCAAAAGGAUAAAUUGAAAAAUAAUGACAGCACUGAUGAAUUACCUUCUCGUCAAAUAAUCAAGAAAUGUUAUAGACUCCUCCUACGUUGAUUUUCCUGUUUUCGAGAUAAAUGGUUUUUAAUAGAGCACAAACACAUUGCUUUAUGGCGCGAUGCAACAGCGAUAGUAAACGAUAGCCAUAAGUUGUUUUAGUUUGAUCACCAGGUAUUGCUCCUCAAAGAAAUGAUGGCAAUAAACAAAUUCAUACGUUUACGAUACGUUUUAGUAUUGAUAACAAUUAGAAGAAUGCUAUAGGUGUUAUCAUGUACUCAAACAAAGAAAACAACUUCUUUAUGGCUAAUGUUCAAAGAAAAUUACAGAAUGGAGGCUUCGAUCAAAUAUCUCAGCACAACUGUCUUCUUUAACACAUAGUUGAUAUGUACCAUGUCUCUGCCUCGGAUCAUCGUCAUUUAGAUUCCUGCUAGACCAAGAAGCCAUAGGCCCUUCGAUAAAGUCGUACUCCCUCAAACUUUUGACAAAUUUUUUAGCUGGCCGUCCUGAGUGAAAUUGCUUGAUCAACUCUGACCAUCUCUUCUUGUUAUUCCUCAGAUCCAACCCUUUAUAUGGAUCUCGCAGCUCCCUCUUCUCGACACAAAAGACAAGGACAGCAAUUUUAAGGUGUCCACGAGAUGCUGGCCAUCUGCAAGCUUCCUCAAAGUCUUCACCAAGAUAGAAACCGUCCCCGUUGCUGAAAUCUUGGCAAUCAGCCCCCUUUUUAAAGUCGAUGCCACCUUCUAUAAUGUCCUGAGCGUAUUGGUGUCCUGUUCCAUGGAAAAAUACUUCAUGAUUGCCAUCAAUAAGUGAAUUCAUGAAAUCAUCGACGCCAUUUUGGGAUAAGUAGCAUUUAGUAAUACUUUCCUUACCGGCUUUAUCGACAUUUAUUACCUUUACCGGCUGUUUUCUAUCGUUCUUAUCAUCUGGUAGAGUGAACCACUCAUUAGUGACUGUCUCCUUGUACGGAAAACGGUUACACUUGAAUAAAACAUUCCCAAGGUGUUCAAAUACAUGUAGGAAGUGAGAUUUAAGAUGCAGGAAUAAUCGGCUGGCUCGAGGAAAAUUCUCCACAUUCUCCAUUUUCGGCGUGUAGAACCACUCAAUCAUUUCUUGCAGGGUCUGAAACCAUCGUUGAAUUUCGCUAGCAUCAAAUCUUUUUAUCCAAGUACAUUUCAGAUUGGUUGCCAUCGCGCUUGAGAUCAUCAUCCUUUCAGUCAUCGCUAUUGCCUUCGGCAUACGAUUAGCAAGAAACGCACAGAAUCGCCCUUAUAACGCUGACCGCUACAAAUUCCCAGAAACUCCCUUAAUUCUGAGAAAUUCAAGCAAACCAUUUGGGAGAUUUAUGAGAUUGACCAUAUUUGAUAGAGCGCAGCGCUAAACGUAGGCUACAUGGAACAACCUGGAUAAAAAGAUGUAAUCUAACAAACUUUCUAGCAUUGGCUAUACGACCCACUUUAACGCGAAGAGACUUUCCAUCAGGCAGACGAAACAGUAAUGAAUGAUUUUAAAAACCACAUCGAGCAAAGAUUCAGACAAAUUUUCGAAUUCUCCCUUCCCUCCUUUUCACCUUUCUUUUGUACGGUUCAUUGGCUGACGUGACUGAUAUCGAUCCCGUUUCCAUGGCAAAAUACUCUAACCGGUGACAAGAAUAAAUAAGUAAUACGUGGCUCUGUGGGAUUCUUUAUAUUCAAAUAUGGCUGGUUAGACAAUUUAUUUUCUCGCAUUUAAUUCUCUCUCAGAUUCAUGUAGCACCAAUCUUUUGGAUAUUUCGAGACGUGCCUUACACAUUGGCGAGAAUCAAUCCAAUUCAAGUGUGACCAUGGAUGAGAGAACGAGUACAAGGGCCUUUUAUUUUGACUACUGAUUCAGAAGAACUUCGGAAAAAUCAGAACCCUCAUGACGCGAAAUAAACCACGAAACUCAAAGCUUAACAUGUUGGAAAGAGACUGUACCGAUCAUUGGGACAAUCAAAACUGGUCACAACUAUGUGUUCUGCUCGGAUUAAAACUCGACUUCCUUGACUGCCUCGACGAAAUACCGCCCGAAUUUCGUGAUCGUUAUACACUCACUGACUGGAUAAUUACUUUCUUGAAAGCAAAGUGUGAGCCAGUUUGCUCGACAACCAAAUCAUCUCUCACCAAAGAGCUGCUUGAGGAAAUCGGUUUUGAUCCACAUAGUAAAUCCGUUGAAACAAUAAUUGCGCGCGCAUUCGCAGGAAAUUCGCAACACCACGUUGAAGCGUGCGAAUGGGCAGAAAUUUUUGUCAGAGAUGAGUUGAAGUACAAUCCUACAUGGAGUGCCCUGUCUGUGAACUUUCCCUUUCAAAGUAACAUAACGAAUUUAUGGUUUCAAUUCCCGAAUAUGACAAACGAGGAUAGGAAAAGUCAAGAAAGCCCUCGCCACGUCAAUAUAAUGAACUGCGUGACGAAGGAAUCUCGUGCGUACAGGGACACUCAUACAUUGUUCGACAGUCAGUCACAAGGUCAACAAGACGUGGUGCUUUUUCAUGGCACAGACCAUCUCAGCGCGGCCGACAUAUUAGUCCGGGGAAUAGAUUUGUGUGCUGGAAGACAGAAGCGUGAUUUCAGCUGUGGAUCAGGGUUUUAUUUGACAAGAAAUUUAGGUGAUGCUUUAGACUGGGCAAAGAGCACCACAGCAAAGCCCGCCAUUUUGGCUUAUCAUGUCGACAGCAGGCUUUUGGAUAAUUCUAGAAGACUUAAUUUAUUCGAACAUGAAGAUAGAUGGCGCGAAAUUAUUUGUUCGUAUAGAUUGGGUCGGAGAACAGCCAAAACACGAAAGAGUUUGAUAACCUCUUAUGAUUUGAUUGAAGGACCUAUUGCCACAGUGACGACAAACGGAACAUCUUGCGAGUUAGCGUUUGAGCCCAGACCCUCAUCUUAUCAAAUGUGCCUCAUUUCAGACGAAUUUGCGGAGGUUUUUCAGCAGACACUUUACUCGGUUGUAUUUCUUGAUAUCGGAUCGUAG